UAGGCUAGACCUUAUGUUCGAAGUCAGUUGAGAAAGGAUUAUUGAUAAACUGAUGAAGUUUUGUUGGGUUAAGACAAAUUAGUGGAUUUGUUAAUGAUUAAUUAAAUGUAGGAUUUAUCUGAAGCAUGUAUUGGUAUUCUGCAGUGAGCAGACAUUUUUUAUUAGAGAUUGAUUUAAAUAAUUGACAUGCGAAGGAUUGAUGAAGAUUGAGAUGUAAUGAUGGUUAUAUAAAGGUGGUCAGAUGUUUUAUUUUCUGAGUUAAAAAUCUCAAAUUGUGGAAGAUUUAUUAUUAUUCAACAACAAAUUGUUUUACAAAGACAGAUGGUCUUUCUCAUUAAAAAUGGAUUUAUUUUUCAUAGAUAAGUACACGUAAUAAUCCUGCCAAUAUUUUAAUGUAAACUUUCAGUGUACUGUAUGAUUGACUGCAGAAAUCGUAGAAAAUAUUUUGGAAUUCGUUGUUUCAGUUGAAAAAUUCAAUUAAUUAUUAAGUGUAACAUUAUUUGUAUGAUUCUGCCAGAGUGGAGGCCUUUUUACAUAGAAAAACAUAUCUGGCGUGAUUGAAAGCUGACUUCCUAUAGAUAUACAAACUGCCAAGGCAUCACAGAAAUCAUAUAAGUUUACAUCACUGGCUCUGUACAGGUGGUUAUAGUUGUCCAAUAGUAGGUGUUUAUCUGUACAACAUAUGUGGUAGAAGUAAUGAAAAACAAUAACAAUUUACUCUUUUUGUGGAUGAGUACAUUCCCUUAUCCACAAGCACUCUAUGGAUAUUCUUGUUGAUAUAGUGGGUUUCAUUCUAAAAGCAGAUUUUCACAGGAUUAUGUUUUGAUUGCUUCCUAAUUAUAAAAUAAGGAUUAUUGAGUUUCUGGAAUUCAUUGCACGUAUAAACAAUGAUGCAAUGCUUUGAUUGAAAUCAGGGGGUUCAUGCAAAAAAAGUUUGUGGCUGUUCAGUUUACAAAGAAAGAAUUAACUGGUGUAAAGCAUGGCUACAGGCCAUUACAUUGACAGUGAAACAAACAUUUAGAUAUUGUUUAUGACCAGUUCUGAAUUACCAUGUUAAUUACAAUUCCAUUCUUCCAUGUGCUGUGAAAAUUAGACAAGGAUUUACCAUGGACCGUUACUAUGAGUGGAACCAUUAUGUAUCUCUUGUCAGACUCAGGUGUCACUCACCUUCAAACAAAUGGGAGUGGGUGGAGAUCAUCGAACCCCGUACAAAGGAACAUAUGUAUGCUAACCUCACCACUGGAGAAUGUGUAUGGGACCCCCCUCCUGGAGUGAAAAUUAAGAAGACAGAUAACAACCAGUGGUGGGAAUUGUUUGAUCCAAAUACAUCCAGAUUUUAUUACUACAAUGCUUCAAGUCAGAAGACUGUAUGGCACAGACCUACUAACUGUGAUAUUAUACCCCUAGCCAAGUUACAGACCUUGAAACAGAACACAGAAGUUAGGAAUGAGGAUUUGGACAGAUUAUCCUCCAAACGAGAAAUAUCUACACAAACUCCAGUGGCACAAACAAGACGAGAACAUCCCAAGAAUAUACGAACUGGUUCCAUCAAAAGUGGAGGAGCACCACAAACAAGUCCCAAUGUCUCACGCAAGCAAAGAUUUUCCCGACAGGAUUCCAAUUCGUCUCAAAGUAGUUCUAGUCGACAUGAUAGCUUUAAGGAGGUAAAUGGUGAGAAUGUCAGAAGACGCAGCAGUCAGUCAUCUCAAUCAACUCAAGCAGGGUAUUCAUCAUCCAGUCCACCGGUGCCCUCGUCAGUACUGAGACGGGAAUCAUCCACAGACAUGUCUCCACGAGGAUACGAUUCUCCAAGGUCAGGUCGUGCUCACUCAAUGCAACGAUCUGUUUCAGAAGUUACACCCAGUGCACUUCCUGUUAGAUCAAAUAGCUACCGUUUUACAAAUUAUGGUCGAGAUGAUUCGCAACCACAUUACGCAAAGAUCCGUGCACAUGAUGACUCUGACUUAUCAUAUUCAAACAGAUCUAAACGUCAUGGAAGUGACUACGGAAGCCGUUCAGACUCUUACAGUUCACCUAAUCCUGAGAUGUAUAGCUCAGCCUUCGGUUAUUCUACAAACCAAAACAGUGUUCCCCAAGAAUUACAUGAUAGGUUAUAUAGUCCAGUCUUAACUACAAAUAAAGACCAAGAAUGUAUAGCAUUCAGUCAAGACAUAGUGGCACAACAAGGACAUGCAAGUCCUAUUCCACAAAAACAGAAACUAAGAUCAUUUCCACGUACUAAUCCAUCUUUUGUAGGUGUUCCAAAACGUAAUGGAAGUACAACCUACAAAAGAUUAAAUGUAGAACAACAGCCUGUGUCAUAUGAACCUACCUCUGUUCCUGACCCAGGGACAUUUGGAACGUCAGACAUUGUAAUAGCACCGGGGGAUUAUGUUGGAGGACAUUAUUAUCAUCCACAUGAGAGAUCUGACAGUGAUACUUCACAUUCAUCAACUAGGGCAGUGCGACAUGAGCGAGCGGACAGUCAGACUUCAUUCUCAUCUCGUAAUAGGGAUUUAUCAGACUCACAAUCGUCACAAGGAUCAUUGCGAGAUAUGCAUUCUUCCCAUGGGUCUUUGCGUCUGCAACAAUUACAGAGUGAAAUGAAAGGAUUUAACGAUAGUAUUUCAUCUAGAGGUUCACAUAAAAGUGCUGGUGACAUUGACAUUGUUCAUGUGAAAAGUGGCAGUCAAUUGUCACAUGACUCAAGAGUUUCGGAUGAUUCGGAACCUGAUUAUGCAAAUGUACCAACACAAAGUGAACGGACGCCUAGUUUUCCUACAAACUUAAAUGACGCAACAAAUUUUAAAGAGGUAUUAAAAGACAACCAAAAUAUUGUAAAUUAUCCGGAAGACUUUCAGCCGAACACUAACAGGCAUUCAAGGGAAAAAGUGAUAUUAAACUACCCACAUGACUUUCAGAUUGAUCCUAGUAUGUUAAAUGAACAGUAUGGUCACUUGAUGAAUAGAGGUCAUAGGUCAGCUCCAGUUUUUGAGAAUUUCCCUGGAGAAGUUGAACUGAACCAAAGUUUUGAGGAUGUUGAGGAUGCUAGUAACAUGUAUUCUGUCAACGAUUCACCGCCAGGAUUCGAUCUAUCCCAUCAUACAUCAUUAAAAAGGAAGAAGCCAGAAAAAGGCGAUUCCCUAACAGGAAGUCCAGCCAUGGAGAAAAGUCAUUCAAUGCAAGCUGAUAUGAUGCAACAAAGACCGGCUUCAAUGGUUGUCCCAUAUCAGACAGAAACUAAUGUAUCAAUAAGUCCCAGUAUAGGAUCUCUAAACAGACAGAAUCGUGCAGGAACAGCACCACCUAUUAGAUCUGCAAGUCCCUUGUCACAGAAACAGAAACUUCAUUCAGAAACAGACAUAGAGAACUAUAUGAACAGACAUAAAAAGGGACUGUUCGGAAAGAAAAUCUCAUACGAAGCCAUGCUGGUUUGGCAAAAGGAUCUGAUACAAAAGCCUAUACUUAGGACAGAAGAUAAAGGAGUCAAGAAAGAUGCCUGUGAAGUAUUUAGACUGAUACAAGUGUAUAUGGCUGAUAGAAAGGGCAAGGGGACACAAAUCAGUAAUGCCCAGGAAAUUAUCAUCAAAGGCUGGCACUGUGUUGCACUCAGGGAUGAAAUCUAUAUGCAACUCUGUAAACAAACAACAGACAAUCCUAAAUUAGAAAGUUUGCAGAAAGGCUGGGAAUUAAUGGCAGUUUGUUUAAACUUUUUUCCUCCAACUGUAAAAUUUAAAACUUAUUUAGAGGGUUAUAUUUCACGAUACAUGGAUACCGAUGACGAUCUCCCCGAUCUGAUUGUAAGUCAGGCUGAUGGAAUGCUGAUACCAAUCAGUCAUUUUGCAAAACAAUGUAAUAAACGUUUAGAGAAAAUGGUACAAAGUGGACCAAAGAAAGGACAAAGGAAGCCUAACAUUGAUGAAAUAGAACAAGCUAAGAAAUCAAUAUUUAAUCCAUCUAUGUUUGGAAGUACCUUAGAAGAAAUUCUAGCCCUGCAAUGUGAAAGAUUUCCAGACAGAAAGUUACCAUGGUUACAGACAACACUGUCAGAGGAAGUUUUGAGGUUAAAUGGUGCUCAAACUGAAGGAAUAUUUAGAGUUCCAGGUGAUAUUGAUGAAGUUAAUGCAUUAAAGAUUAAAUGUGAUCAAUGGAUAAUCCCCUCAGACUGUCCUGAUCCACACAUUCCUGCUUCCUUAUUAAAACUAUGGUACAGAGAACUUCAGGAGCCAUUAAUUCCUCCAGAAUUCUAUGAAGAAUGUAUAGAAAACUUUCAGAAUCCAGAAGAAGCUAUAGAAGUUGUUAAUAAACUUCCAGAUAUAAAUAGAUUAGUGCUAGCAUACCUUAUACGAUUUCUACAGGUAUUUGCUGCUGAAGACAAUUCAAAAGUAACGAAAAUGGACGUUAAUAAUUUAGCUAUGGUCAUGGCACCAAAUUGUUUACGAUGUGAAAGUUUAGAACCACAAGUGAUAUUUGAGAACACAAGAAAGGAAAUGGGUUUUAUCAGAACAUUAAUCCAAAAUUUAGACACAAGCUUUAUGGAGGGGAUUGUGUAAUAAUUAAACACUGAAGAAACAUGUUCAUUGUGUGAAAAAUUCCUGGGGAUGAGCGUCUGCAUGUACCAAGGGGUUUAGCUAACAAUGGUUAAGCAACCUCUACCCUUUUUGUUAGAGACGAGUAUAUUAUAGAUACUGUAAAAUGAUCUAUGGCAAAAAGGGAAUUACACAUAUAAUUAUUUCGUGAUAAAGACAAAUUCCUCAAAGAAUGUGAAAAUUCUAACUGAAUAUUUUCCACAACAAAUUGCAUCAAUUUGAUAAUUAUGGCAAUAGUGCUUCUUUCUGUAAUAUUUAGUUGCCUUGUCAAUUAAUUUAUUCUUUAAAAAGUAAUGCAAAAUUACCAUUAAUUGUAACAAAAAGUGUUUAAUGCUAAAUAAUAUAUUCUUCCAUAUGCUGUAAUAAAUGGAGAAAACAAAACUUUUUUGAAACACAAAUACUGCAAGAGAGUGAGACUUUGAUACUUAUUCUGUCUUCACACUUGGCCACAUGGAGACUUUGAUACUUAUUCUGUCUUCACAUUUGGCCACAUGCCUUUUAGCCUAGGCUCAAAUCCCAAUGAGCCUGUAAGAUUUAACUAUUGCAAGCUAAUAGAAUCCAUACAAAAAUUUCCAAAUAAUGAGCAUCAGGCCUGUGGCUGCAAAAAAAAUAUUGUGCAUGUGUAUUGUCAGAUCAUUGUCACACAUCUGCUUUGUAAGGUUUAUGAAUUUUAUAUGUAAAUUAAUCUUCUACAAAUCAUGUAUAAAUGCUGUUUAUUUUAUGUCUGUAAGAUAUGUACAUACAAUGGUAGAUUAGUAUUUUGUCAAUUUUCUGAUCACCACAAAUAUAAGUAUUUUUGUUGUAUAUGUCCUAUUUCAUAAUUUAAGGAAUAUUUUGUUAUUUGUAUACCAUAUCAUUCACAAGUAAACAGCUACAAAUGAUGCAUUGCUAUAUUUAUUUGCAUGAAGCUGAAUGUCUAAAUGUAAUAAAUAGAUUUUUGUGUGAGUUUGAAAUAAAAGGCAUCCAGUUUUAAUUAGAUCUGAAUAUUUUUUCCAAUCAUCAAUAGUACAAAUAUUGUUUCAUUAUACAUUAGUUUAAUCAUCUUUGUGGACAUCACCUUGUACUUGUUUUAUUCAGCUCCAAUAAAAAGAAAUUGUCACAAUGCAAAGCUUUUGUUACAUCUAUAUAGAAAAAACUUAAGAAUGAGAUCUCCAUCCUUAUGUAUGCCUCGGCCAUUCUAUACAUGGGAAACUUGAUAAGAAUAAAUAGGGCAAUAUUUAAACUUGCUAUGAAAGGGAAAGUGAGCAAAAAGUAAAAUUGAAAUCUUUCUAUUGAUGACAUUUAAGAAAGUAAGAUUUUUGAAGCCACCAUCAUAAAGUAAGAGUUUAUCAAAGUACAAUGUUUAGUUUCAUCCAGAAUAAGAGUCUCAUUAUAAAACAUAAAAAGUCAAUUCUACCAGAUUUUACAUCUUUCGUCUCUGUCUCAAUGUCAAAACUAUUUUCUUUCUGAUAGAUUUUUGUUUAUACUUCUGGACAGCAAUAUUAUAUGGUGCUUACUCACAUGUUAAUGUCAGGUCAGUGUUGUUUUUGUUUUGUUAAUGUGUCAACAAUUGCAUUUAGUUUUUGUUAAGAAAAGGGCAUUGGUGACAUGGAAAUAGGUAAAAAGGGGAGGUAAUUAAUUGUUUGACCUAUUUAAAAUUGGCCAGUGAAUUUUAUUCUGAAAUAAGCAACUUGAUUGUUCUUCUAGAAUUGAAGUAUUUUAAAACCUUCCUUAGAUAAUUUUCUGAAUAUGAAGAUACAAAUAAAAUAGAUUAUAUGUAUACACAAUAAAUCCUUUCAUCCCAUAUAUUAGUUAAAUUGGUCCAAUAUGGGCCUGAAACAUUAAAAGAUUUAAAUAUAUAUGUAUGAAAGAUGUACAAUUAUUUUGUGUGUUAUAUAUUUAUGUACAUAGCACAGUGUAAUAUAGACAAAGGAAAUCUCUUAUAAUGUAAACCUGUUAUAAUUUGGACAGCUACUGUCUUGUUUUAGUAUUUUAUGUUUAUUAUGACUGUGAUCAGGAGGAAUUACCUCCCUUUAAUAACUUACAGAUGUAUUUAUGCUUUAUGGCUUUAUUAGAAUAGUCCUAAAAGUUCAGGGUCACUGAAUAGUCCUUGUAGUUUUGGGUCACUGAAUAGUCCUUGAAGUUCAAGGUCACUGAUUUUACAUCAAGCAUUUGUCUUCAGAGAAUCAAUUCAAUUGUAUCCCCUGUGAUAAAGUAGCAGACGCAGGAUUGGGGCAUACUGUUGUCAGCAGCAGCAACAGUUGUGGAAGUUUCACACAUAUAUCUUUGACAAGUUAUUACUGAUUAUGAUGUGUAGGGUUAUAAAAAUUUACUUGUAGCUACAUCAAGAAAUGUAUAUUUGAAAAAAUUAAGAAUUAAAUUUAUUCAGAACAAUUUUUUUUUUUACUUAAGAACAAUUAAACCAGCAUAAUCAAAUUAGUUUCAAUAUUUUAAAAAAUUGAAUUAAAAAGAAAUGAUGUUUUUCACAGUCAAAAGACAUUGUCAUACCCUGAACUUGAAGGUCUUGUUGCUUUGCAGCUUUAAUCAAAAUGUGCGGGUAUAAUUCACAUUAACUUUGAAAUUUAUAUUUAUCCUACUGCUACAAACAGGUUAAUAAUUUCAAUUUAAACAUCACAGACAUUCUAUUCGAGAAGAUUUUGUGAUUUUUGAAUAAUUUUUGCUGAUAUUCUAUCUACUAUUGUAUGCUUUUAAAAAAAACCAGUUUUGUUCAACUAAACUGAUAGUUUAUUUACAAAUUAUUGAGAAAUUGAUCAGUAUUAAAUGCAUGACAUCUUGUAUACAUGGAAUGUAAGAAUGUAUGGUUUUAAAUCCUUAAAAAAGAGAACAUUCCAAACUGUUACACUAAGAAAAUAAACACCAAUUAUAUUACACCAAAUAUAAAUUACAUAUUUAUAAUCGGAAAAAAUGACAGGAACCUAUCAUGUAUUGAAAUCAGUUUAAAGGUUGAGUUUUGUUUAGUUGUAAAAUUAAUCAAAUAUUAGUAUGUAUUCCUUACAUCAUGUUUUCAUUUUUACUAGUUUUGCAAUUUUCAUAAAUCUUUUAAAAUGAUGCAAUAAAAAAAUGAAUACAACAAAACUAGUACUAAAAAACCUGGUUUGACUGUAAGAACGUAUGUUUUUUUAGAUGACAGGUAUUCUAUUUACCUGAUGAAUUGAAAAUAUUUUUUGAUAAAAAAAAAGCAGUAUUUACCAUCAACUUCACAACAUUUCAACAGCGUCAGAAGAUUUCAUAUACAUUUUUAUUGACUAUAAGUCUUCCCUUGAACACAGUAAAAGAACUAAUUUUCAAGGUCAAACAGUUUUUUCAAGAACUUUAAGUAAUUAAGUAUAUACAGUCUAUAGUACUAUGACCAAUGUCUAGUUGACAUAUCAGGAUUAUGUGUAUUAAGUGUAGUAGCUAUAUUUGUUUUGUGAAUGUAUGUAAUUGUUAAGAAGAACAAAGAAAUUUUUAUUUACAAGAAAUCUUACAUAUUCUUAUUGAGCCUAUGAUAUUAAAUAAACAAAUACAAUUUUA
Messenger RNA from Mytilus trossulus (common blue mussel), 8102 nucleotides. RefSeq names its product rho GTPase-activating protein 39-like. The coding region runs from base 1107 to 4553 and encodes 1148 amino acids. NCBI's taxonomy places the organism in Eukaryota, Metazoa, Mollusca, Bivalvia, Mytilida, Mytilidae. Gene Ontology annotation, molecular function: protein binding; GTPase activator activity. Gene Ontology annotation, cellular component: cytoskeleton; cytoplasm. Gene Ontology annotation, biological process: signal transduction. The record is from RefSeq and is a predicted model, not a curated record. The transcript has 15 exons.